Molecule: messenger RNA, 3036 nt
Organism: Durusdinium trenchii
Lineage: Eukaryota; Dinophyceae; Suessiales; Symbiodiniaceae
Source: the annotation of a GenBank genome assembly
AUGCCGCCACCUAACAAGAAGGCUGUGAUCUACGAAAGGCUGGUGCCCGCUGAUUCACUAGAGAAGUCCACGGGAACGCUCACGGAGCGCAUCCAUUGCUUCGACGUGGCGCAGCCGGAGGUGGAAGAGAUCUUGGAGCACUUUGGACCCUUCCCGGAUGUGCCUCGUUUGGUCGAGGUCAAUGCCAUGAGCUCCUCAGAUGAGACCUUCGAAGCGGUGGAGGAGAAGGUCGCGCUCCUGCUUCAGCGCAAGCGGGCGGAGAUCGCACAGGCUGAGGAGGCAGCUCGGGCUGCACAGGCCACUGAGGAGGAGGCGGCUGCCCCAGUGGAGCCCGAGACGGCCGACGCCGACCACGCCGAUGCAGCUGCAGCGGCUGCGGAUGCGGCGCCGGCAGAUGCGGCGGCGGAUGCGGAUGCGGCCGAGAACACGGAUCCACCGCCCGAGCCCCCGUUCCAAGCGGUGCAGUUGAGCGAGUUGCCCAGCUAUGUCGGGAAGAUUGAAGAUGAAGUCUUCAAUCUCCUCAUGGAGGAGUGGUCGGAGUUGCAGGGCGACUUGGUGAGUUCGCUGCAGCAGCUCUUCAAUUGGCACCGGAGUCAUCUGGCGGAUUUCAAGAGCGGCCUCUUCGGAAUGAAGCAGCGCUUCUCGGAGUUCGUGCAGCGCAGCGACGGGAAGCAGGACAUGGUGGAUGACUUCGUGGAGCGCUUCAAUUUGUUCACCGAGGAGUAUCCCGAGAUGCGGAAGCAGGAGCCAACGAAGGCUGAGCUGCACCUGAGGGCCGAGGAGUUGCAUCAGCGGCUCAAGGCCGAGGUGGAGAAGCAGUCGAGCGAAAACCUGGAGCAACUCGAGGUGAUGCAGACCAGCCGUUGGUUGGAGUCGCAGACGGAAGUUCUGGCGUCCCAGGUGCAGCAUGCAGUGCAGUUGGAGGUGAAGAGAUACCAUGCAUGUUGUCAGCUGCUUUCGGACUUCUACUACUCCGCGUUAUGUCUGGGUUUGCCGGAGGAGCACGAGGCCCCGCCGAAGGUGGAUAUCUUCGCCCCUCCGGAGCCGGAAGAAGUUCCGGAUCCCAAGAAAAAGAAAGAUGACAAGAAGAAGAAGCCGGGGGAUGCACCAGAGGAGCCGGAGAUCAGUCCGGAGGAGAAGGCGGCAGCACGGCUUUGCAAGUACAUUCCAGACGAGGAGUCGGGCGGCGAGGGCCGCUGGGAAUUCCCUUUCCUCGCGGAGUUGAUGGAACAAGCCAGCAAAGCGGUGUGGAAGUUGGAGGAUUUCACGCCACCAUCCAUCGAGGUGCCAGAGGAAGAGGAGAAGGAAGAUCCCAAGGCGAAAGCCAAGGCCAAGGGGAAGGCCAAAGCCAAAGAGAAGCCGAAGAAGGAGGAAGAGGACAUGGAUCGGAGGAGCCGUUGGUUGGAAAGAGCGGUGAUUUCGAUUGCCGUGCCACCCAUGGACUUAAGUCCUUUCUACCCCAGGCAGAGAAGCCCCCCCCCGCAGCCGGCGCCCGCCCUCUUCGUGGACUUGCAGCAGGCGCUGCUGGCGGAGCGCGUGACCUUCCGGCAGCGGCUGCAGAUGAUUCAGGGCUGGGCCAUCCGACGGCUGCACCAGGCUGCGAGCUCCACGAAGAGCACCUUCCGUGACUUGAACGACUGGAUCUUGCUGCGGAGGCACAAAGACCUGGAAGCCGUCGCGAGCCUGGUGGAUGUCUUGAAGGAACAAGUCGAGAGCGAAGACUUCAUCAAGACCAAGCUGUGCCUGAAGAAUGCGCACUUGCACCAGAGGCCCAACACCCUGCUGCGGGCGCCGAAGCCUGAGAAGGUGCCGCCGGAAGUGGAGGGUGUGGCGCCCUUCCGUUGGACGAUGGAACAGCUGGACCUGCUCUUCGAGGUGGUCGCCAGCGCGGCGGCCGCCAUCUCUCCCAGCUGCAGGGUGUUGCCCAACUACACGCUCUUGCGAAUCUUGGAGCAGCUGACCUCUGCAGAUGGCGGGGACAAGCGCACGGUGAAGGUGCCAGCGAACUGGCGGAACUGUGGUGAGGCCAAGUUGAAGCAGAUGCUGGCGGCCUUCGAUCAUCCCUAUUCUGGAAGCUGCAUCGAUCUGGUGGACUUCCUCUUCCACAUGCUGCUUCUCCACAGCCCCGUGGGGUGGCCCUCCUUGAACACCCUCAUGGAGGUCCGAAGGGUUCUGGAAGCCCAGGCGCCUCGGGGUGCCAUCUGGCCAGACUUCUACGUUCCGGGUCACGUGGUGGAAUCCUUGCCCCUCUUCGAAGAGAGCGGCGAGGAAUCCUUUGCCAAGAAGUUCAAGCCCAUCACAACUCUGGCGCCCAACAUGUUCGACCGCCCGGGAGCGCAAUUGAAGUGGGUGGCCAAAGUGCUGCAACGCUAUCGAGCACCCAGUGGUGAGCAUGAGGCGUGGAGUGUGGAGGUGGCGUGGUACGACUACCGAGUCCAGAGACACGAAGACUCGGAACGGCUGGUGGAGAUGUUGGACGAUGUGAGGAGUACGCCGACCGAUACACCUAGGCAACCAGUCGACAACAUCCCAGCGCUGCUGGGGCACGAGGAGAAUGAGAACCCAGACGAUGCGGUGUCCACAGGUGGACAAAGCACCUGGUCCACCGGGCGGCCGGAGAAGCCACGCCCGGAGGAGCCCGCGCCGGUGGAUCUGCCAGAGGACCACAUCUCUGUGAGGCAGUUGAUGGCCUACCUUUGUCAAGGGACGACCACUGAAGAGGGCUUGGCUCGCGCUUUUGCGGUGCUCUCCCCCAGCACGGUGGUAGCUUCCAACACCUUGCCGCUGGAAACGGCCCACCGCACCAUCUUCUCGCUCGGCGCACGGCCCCUACCCGGCAGCAGCUCGGGCGACGGGCGGCCACCCUUCCCGGCGGUGCAGAAGUUCAGCGAGGAGCUGGACAGCAAGUACGACGGCAACACGAAGGCCACCGCGGCGGUGGGAAAGACCGAGGCCUUUGAGUUGAUCAAAGCCUUAAGCCUCGGGCGAAGACAUCGCCGCGCCGAGGUAGAGAAGAUCUUCCCGAAAGUGAAAUGA